AUGGCAUUCACCGAAGCAUACGGUCCGAGCCUACCAACAUUUGCAGAUUUAAAGAAUCACCUGCGCGAGGAACCACUUUAUCUGCAGGUGUUGGAGAAAUACUUGCGAAACACGGCUAACCUGAUUGAAGAACUGAGGGCGAAGUUGGAGAGUAGUGAGCGUGAAGCUCCUAACGUUGAAGAAGUAGGGGUUCCAAGAGCAGACCUGCGACGCCAGCCAACUCCGCCACCAUCUCGCGAACAAGUAGAAGCGUUCCAUCAAUUUCUGGAGGGACAACGAGAUCUGGAACGGGAAGUAGAAAAUCGAAACCAGUUCGCGCUCCACCUCCUUGAACAACAACAGCAACAACAAGCGGAGUUGCACCAAUAUUUAGAGGAGGAAGAACCAGUACCGGCACUGGUUGACACUCCGGUCAGCCGGGAGGAGGUGGAGGAGAUGGAGGAGAUGGCGGAGUUACGGCAGAUACCGUACGAUGAAAAUGAAGCAGAUUUUAAUGGGACACCAGAAGCGUCGGCAGGAAGUUCAGAACGCGACGAAGUUGAAAGCAUCCGCGAAAUAGUACUGCGUUCUCGGACAAUACGAAUUCCAAUUGUGGAAGAACGACCAGUAGCCCCGGAAGCUUUCCACGCGCCGGAAGUGGAGGGAUUACCGGCACAAUAUCAACAGCUGCUGGUGACGCCACCAAUUGACCCGUACAUUGUGAUUCGAAAUGCUGACGGGUCAACCACAAUUGAGUGUGGCAUGUGUCCGAAAGAAUUUGGAACCUUAAAGGGAUGGCGAAUCCACGCUAGCAAAGUGCAUAGACAAAGUGGUAAGCGUUCUCGGACAAUACGAAUUCCAAUUGUGGAAGAACGACCAGUAGCCCCGGAAGCUUUCCACGCGCCGGAAGUGGAGGGAUUACCGGCACAAUAUCAACAGCUGCUGGUGACGCCACCAAUUGACCCGUACAUCGUGAUUCGAAAUGCUGACGGGUCAACCACAAUUGAGUGUGGCAUGUGUCCGAAAGAAUUUGGAACCUUAAAGGGAUGGCGAAUCCACGCUAGCAAAGUGCAUAGACAAAGUGGCUUUUGCCAGAAAUGCGGCCACUUCAUUGAUAUGCCGCAUGUCAGCUCUGAUGCCGAAAUUACAGCCACGAUGGAGCUCCAUUCUUUGGAAUGGUGCCCAAAGGCCACAAAGGCUGUCAUUAAUGAUAGAGCUAUUAAACGACGAAGGCUUGAAUUAGUGGGUAGAAACGAAGAGGCCCAACACUACUACAUUCCUGGUUAG
Molecule: messenger RNA, 1266 nt
Organism: Loa loa (African eye worm)
Lineage: Eukaryota; Metazoa; Nematoda; Chromadorea; Rhabditida; Onchocercidae
Exons: 7
Coding region: 1-1266 (421 amino acids)
Source: RefSeq, a predicted model, not a curated record